Messenger RNA from Menidia menidia (Atlantic silverside), 2080 nucleotides. The record is from the annotation of a GenBank genome assembly. NCBI's taxonomy places the organism in Eukaryota, Metazoa, Chordata, Actinopteri, Atheriniformes, Atherinopsidae.
AGUGAUGUCAUGAUAAAUUAUACAUAUUUGUUUUUCCUCUGUUGAUGGAAGUUAUAACCCUGUGGCACUGACAAAAUUGCAUUGAAAGUUAGCUUUGGAUUCUCCCAUUACAUUACCAAGAUGAAAUUAAACACCAAACUACUCUAAAGUAUUCCGGGGACUAUACAAAACCCAAUGCAUCAAAAUUAAUUGAUUAUAUUUGAUUACAGUAUAUUAUCAUACGGUACUGCUACCUUUUUCUCCUAGUUGCUGAAUAUGAUGUUUGAGUAAUUAAUUUCCAUUUCUUUUUUCUUUUCUUUUUUUGGCCUAGAUUUCUCUUCUUAUGCAUUCUCCUGACAGAGACCAGCUCUGGUGUCCUGGCCAGUCCCUGUGGAGCCUGAUUGCCGAGCAUGUUUCUGAGUCAGAGCUGCUGAAGAUCCGUUCAGCGCUGGGCUGUCAUCUGGUUGACAUGUACACAGAAGCAUAUACCGAGGCAGAGAUGUGGCACAUGAUGUGGCAGGGGAGCCAACCUGAUGGAAACCCCAGCAGCAGGCCAAAGUCUCUAUUCAUAUGUGGGCAGGGCGUCCGACUGGCUGACCCCCCUGCUGUGAAAGAACUGGUGAGAGCUGAGGUGAAGAUGCUCCUGCAGACACUGAAAGAGAGAGCCUCCAGAGAGGGAAGGGACGUGGAGGAGCUUCUGAGUCACUACAAAAUACAGACUAUAAAUUACACCCUUGGUCACCAGGACAUCUGCUACAGCAACUGUGGAAACCCUAAAGAAAAUGGAAAUCCCAGCAGGCCAAGCUCCCGCUGUUCAGUCCAGUCUACCGCGGAGGAGGAGAUUGGAGAAAUUAGAGACAAACUGAAUGUCAAUGAGAUUCAUAGAGUGGUCAGUCACCUCAGGUUUAUCCUCUUGGAGGAAUGUGAAGCUUUGGCCGCAAUAAUAAAGAAUUUAAAGGGAAAUGUAAAAGAAAAGUAUCAAAGCGAUUCAGAGAAAUCUGAGCCUUCACUUUCAGAGUUGCGAGAGCUUAGAGGAGCUAUACAGCUGGAGCUGGAGCUCCUCCCGUCAUCGUUUGCAGCCUCGACUCUUCUGACUGGAAAGGGACAGAAAAACAAGUUCAGAUUGUCAGAAAGACAAAGGCCUGACACUCUGCUUCCUUUGCCUCUUACGUCAAUCUCAAGAUCUCCUCCCCUAUCUCAGCGUGUACCCAGGCCACCGUGUGGACAACCUCCUGACAACUUGCCCCACAGGCUCUCAUCCGCCUUCAGAAAGUCAGCCAAAUCCCCUCCCUGCAGCCGGAUGGACACCUCAGGUUCUGCUAACAGCCCCCUCAACCUUGACCAGAGGUUGGCAAAAAGCAAAUGCCACAGCAGUUUUUCUCCAAGGCAAGAUGACGCUGGUGUCCGCAGCAGGAUUUCUUUGGAUUUUCACAAAAUAUCUGAGAAAAACUCUCCCUCUAUUGAUACCCAUCUGUCAUCACAAGGCUGUACUCGGAAAUCAAGGACAGAUAGCACUGGGGUACCACAGGAGAGAAAAAUAAGCCCUACGUGGAACUCAAGAAAUAUUAAUAACACCCCACCGCCUGUUCUGGCUCUCACUCAGGUCUUUGACACAGAAAGCUACGGCAGAGAUCUUACUGUGCUGCAAAAAGGAAAAGUAAGGGCAAAAAACCGGCAGCGACUUGUUGAGAGCGGAGGAUGCUCAGAGUCAACAGCAGUGCAGACGGAGACCAGCAGUUCUGAGGGUUCAGCCAUGUGUGAAACUCACACACAUGAUGUCAGAAACAGCAGAGAGGUAGAGGGCCACCUGAGAAAGGAUGUCAACAAACAGCAAAGACUAACAGGCCACCGUUUGGCAGAUUAUGCCUCACAUUUUCCAGAAAGCAUGGAUGCACUUCGAGAGGACAUCAUGUGCACUCGACCACAGCCUGCAGAAGCAAAAGCUCAGAGCUUUAAGACACCCAAAACGACAAACGGGGCUGUCCAGGACACACGGUCACAGACCCAGUUGCAGCCACUGACUUCAUGCAAACAUGAUGUCAGGGUGGCAUGAGGAAAACAAACUUAAUGCUGUUGUGUGUGCAACUAAAGAAAAUGUUGC